This is a messenger RNA of Hibiscus syriacus, 537 nucleotides long. RefSeq names its product 14 kDa proline-rich protein DC2.15-like. The coding region runs from base 25 to 444 and encodes 139 amino acids. The record is from RefSeq and is a predicted model, not a curated record. Lineage: Eukaryota; Viridiplantae; Streptophyta; Magnoliopsida; Malvales; Malvaceae. The transcript has a single exon.
AUCACUAAUUCUUUGUUGCGAAACAUGGCAAAAUCCACUGUUGCAUCGGCAGCACUUCUCGUUGCCGUGAACCUGUUGUUCUUCACAUUGGUCAGCUCGACCUACGUGCCAUGCCCACCACCGCCACACAAGAUCCCCAAGCCUUCCCCCAAGGUCCCGCCAUCUGGACCGAAAAGGCCGGCCACUUGCCCCAAAGACACACUCAAACUGGGUGUGUGUGCUGAUUUGUUGGGCGGAUUGGUACACGUUGUCAUCGGGAGCUCGUCGAGGACCAAAUGCUGCGGUCUCAUUUCGGGGCUGGCCGACCUCGAUGCCGCCGUUUGCCUCUGCACGGCGAUCAAGGCCAAUGUGUUGGGGGCUAACCUCAAUGUUCCCAUUUCAUUGUCCUUGCUGCUCAACUCAUGUGGAAAGGAACUGCCUGCCGGUUACAAAUGUGCUUAUUAAGCUCAUUUCCACUCUAUUUCAAGCAAUGUUUACGUCUUUUUCUGGGUGUGUUUAGUUUGGACUUUUGGUAUGCCCGAAUAAAUCAUGAAGUAU